Closterium sp. Yama58-4 is the source of this 816-nucleotide messenger RNA. The record is from the annotation of a GenBank genome assembly. Lineage: Eukaryota; Viridiplantae; Streptophyta; Zygnematophyceae; Desmidiales; Closteriaceae.
AUGAGGACCCAGCGCAGCCAGUCGAGUAGCACUUCUCGUGUUAGCCACUCGGGUAGCGGCCACUCUGGUAGCGGCCACUCGGGUAGCGGUCACUUUAGUAGCCACUCGAAGUCGAAGCCCCGCUUGGUUGGUCGGUACGAGCUAGGAUGCACUCUAGGCCAGGGCAGCUUCGCUAAAGUGAAACUCGCUAGAGACGUGAAGACGCUGCAGCAAGUGGCGAUCAAGGUGAUGGAGAAGGAGAAGAUUCUCCAGCGCAACAUGGCCGACCAGGUACACUCUCCCGUCCAGGAACCAGAAAUCUUGGAAUUCCCGCGUUUCGCCACUGCUGGCACCCUCCGCCAUCGGCUGCAGGCGCGCUUGGAAACCUUGUCGGGAGAGCUGUUUCUUAUUUCCAUGCUGCGCGCUCCUGAAUGGGUUGGCGCAGAUAAAGCGCGAGAUCGCGGUGAUGAAGAUGGUGCGCCACCCGCACGUCGUGCGCCUCAUCGAGGUGCGCCUCCUCCGCGCUGCUUUCCCCCCAUUCCCCUCCGCUGCCUCAUUCUCAUCAAAUUCGGAACCCGCGUCCCCAUUCUCAUGUUCAUCCAUCUCUGCAACCCCCCUUCACCUUCGCUCUAUCGCCCUCCAUCCAAUGCCACCCUCAUUCUCUCGUUUUCGUCGCCCAUCGUGAUCGUGUCGUCGUCGCAUGUGUCGCAUCCCUGCGUGCAGGUGAUGGCGUCGCAGAGCAAGAUCUACAUGGUGCUCGAACUCGCCGCCGGCGGGCAGCUCUUCGACCGCAUCGUGAGUCGCGCGCGCUGUGCUGAACGCCGGAUGGUCACGUAG